Molecule: messenger RNA, 753 nt
Organism: Schistocerca americana (American grasshopper)
Lineage: Eukaryota; Metazoa; Arthropoda; Insecta; Orthoptera; Acrididae
Exons: 4
Coding region: 223-753 (176 amino acids)
Source: RefSeq, a predicted model, not a curated record
CCACGGGGCACAGCCCACGCGUUUGCUGUUUGUGUUACGUUUGCACGGAAGUGGCAGCUUAAUAGUAGCUCACGCUGUUCCACUGUCCUGUGAGGAACACAAGGCCUAGAACAUUUGCACGACUGGCGGACAGCAACCUUACGCGUCUUCAAGUUGGUGCAGUUGCAGAAUAUCCAGAAAUACCGUCUCCACAUUGAAAGACCACAACUCGGAAAUUGAGAAAUGAGGACGGCGAUGCUGGUGUGGGCAGCGUGGCUGGGUGCGGCGGCGGUGGGGGCGGAGGAGGCGUGCGGCGGCCUCUUCAACAGCUCCGCGCGCGGGGUCAUCCACACGCCCAACUUCCCGCGCCCCUUCCCCGUGCCGAUCCGCUGCCGCUGGAUCAUCCUCACAAACUCGCCUUCGCCCAGCAUUGUCGUCUAUCUCACUCAGGUGUACGUGACGUCGGGGCUGAGUGUGACGGAAUACAGCUACUACGAGAGCGAGUCGUACAACUACGGGCGCAAAGUGGUACACCGCGUCACGGACCAAAACGUGACGGAGACGAAGUGGCUGUGGUCCGGCUACCCCGCGCUCAUCAUCGACUUCCAGCUGGACGCACUCGAAGGCCACCACCUGCGCGUGCUCGACACGCUGCUCGACGUCUACGGUUUCAACAUUACGUUCGAGGUCGGAGCACCCGUCCACGCGCACACCUGCAACGCGCUCGAGUGCUCCUUCAACGGUGACUGCGUCGCAGCAGCAGACUUCUCGUAA